UACUCGAAGUUCGACUUACCCUGCUUAUGCACCACGACACUCGUCUUCCAAUAAUAACAUGAAUUUUACAAGACGUUCUACACAUUCGGAAGAAACAACAUUACAAAAUUAUUACCCAUCCGUGACACAAAGAAACAUGCCACAGAAAUUACUUACACCACAACUGCUUGCAACUAAUGGAACGUCAGAUCAAGAAAUGCUGGCAACAGCUUCAUUACCCACAUCACCUUCUCAAAUAUCUUUAGCCAGUAAUCGUACUUAUACUUUUACAAAUGAAUCUACUGAAAAAACAAAUAGAAGAGCUAGCACAUAUAAUCCAUCAAAACCAUUACCUAGUGUUCCAACCAGUGGACAACGACCAAAGAGUUUUGCAUUCGGUCUUUCGAACAGAAAAUCAUUCAUAUUACCAGAUAAGGUCACAUCUUCACAAUCAAAAAUUCCAAAACAAAUACCUAAAUGCCAGCAUUGUUUAAAGAACCCUUGUAAAAAGAAAUUUCCUAAAGGAUAUUCCAGAUUUUGUUCAAAUUCAUGUAAAAGUGUUGCACAGAAAGAUUCUAGUGAAACUGCAUCACAAUAUAAUGAACGAAGGUCAUCUUUCGGCUCUUCAAUUUUUAACGGAUCCACAGAAUCAUUCGUGAAAAAUUUUUAA
Molecule: messenger RNA, 649 nt
Organism: Racocetra persica
Lineage: Eukaryota; Fungi; Glomeromycota; Glomeromycetes; Diversisporales; Gigasporaceae
Source: the annotation of a GenBank genome assembly